CCAGAGGAAGUACAGAAAUACUUGUUGGAUGUUGAGGAAGCUGACUUUUCUGCUAUUCAAAACUAUGUAGGCAAGUUCGGUGGCGAUAAUAAAGGGCAAGAUCAUGCUGGAGAAAAUGCUCAAAGUGCGGACUUUACUAGUUUGACAAUGGCAUUUGGCGUCCUUGACAAAAUGAUGUUUACUAGAGAUGAUUUUAAUGUUGUGAACAAGUACAACAACAAGAUAAAACAUUUUUUUGAAUACCGAGAGAGAAUAAACGUGAUUUCUGAUAAUAUUCAAAUACAGUUUUUGAUUGGCCAACCAGCUCAAAUAUUCAAAAAAGUUGGAAAAGAUAUUGGUGGAAUUAUAAGCUCAUCUAAUACAAUGCAAAAUUAUUGCAAAAAGUUGUUUGAAAGAAGUGAACUUUGGAAGAUUAUGAAUAAUGAAAAACAAAAAUUUAUAGAGCAAGAAACUACUAAUAUUAAGAAAUACUGCAAAUUAUUAAAUAAACUUGAUCACUUGACAGAAGAACAACAAAAUUUGUUGUAUCCGCAAAGCGUAAAGUUAAUGCGAGUUGAUUUAGCAAAAACGACUAAAGAAAUUGAGACAUUAAAUGAUGUUUUAGAUGAUAAACGUAAAAAAAUUGAAGCUAAAGAAAAGGCUAAAAAUUCGUGGCUCAUUCGUAGCAAUAAGAAAAAUACACUAACGGAGGAGUUGGCAGAAUUUAACAAAUUUAAGACAAUGACAGUUAACGACUUAGAAGCUUGGAAAUUAUAUUAUGGCAUUUAUGAGAGGAUGAAUGCUAAAGUUGAUAAUAUUUUGAACAAUAUUAAAAACGUUGGGCCAAAGGAUUUUUAUAAAAAAUUGGUCGUUUUGUACACCAAAAUCGACUUAUACAAAGGCUUCAAUGAAAAAAUAAAGGAGCUUUAUGAAAAUGUUAAUUUUAUUGCAAAUCAAAAAGAGCCAAAUCCAGCAGCUUUAUUCAAGAAUGGAGCAAAUAUGAAAAAAUUCAAAGAAAUUAUAUUUUUGCGCAAAGUAAUUAUUUCUAAAUAUUUGGCAAUUUUAGAGAUAAAUGAGUGUGAGUUAAAGGCAAAUCUAACGGAGGAGAAUAUGGAAGAGGAAAGUAAUUCAUGGUCGACUACUAUAUUUUCAACAUCCACGGAUGCUCAAUCAUCGGAUUCUGGGAGUUCCUCAGACUUUGGAGAAUCUUCACUAACUUUGACUUCAAGUCAUCCUCAUACCUCCGGAUCGACAUCGACUUCUUAUCCAACCAAGGUUUUUUAA
This is a messenger RNA of Meloidogyne enterolobii, 1263 nucleotides long. The record is from the annotation of a GenBank genome assembly. Lineage: Eukaryota; Metazoa; Nematoda; Chromadorea; Rhabditida; Meloidogynidae.